Molecule: messenger RNA, 1492 nt
Organism: Papilio xuthus (Asian swallowtail)
Lineage: Eukaryota; Metazoa; Arthropoda; Insecta; Lepidoptera; Papilionidae
Source: RefSeq, a predicted model, not a curated record
CACGACGUUGUAUCAAAAUGAGAAUUUUAAACUUUGCAAAGUGCCUACAAGUUUGUUUAUACUCGGUGAAUUUUAGUUUUCGUGUUUGAAGAUAAACUUUGUGAUGAUUUUGCUUUUGCUUCUUGUUUCUUCAGUUUCAGGCAUAGAAUGGGACGCGCCGACACCGUACGACCCGGUAUGGUUAGCUAGCGUGCAGACCUUUCCGCCUGCUGGCAAAGUUAAUGAAACCAGACUCUGGUUCUGGGGCUGGGUAUACGAACAAGAUGUUCAAUUCAAAUUAUUUACAAGGCGGAACCCUUACGAAGGACAAGAUAUUAAAACAAAUGAUACCGCAUCAUUGCGUAAUUCUAAUUUUAACUUCAAAAACAAGGUAAAGGUACUAACUCAUGGAUGGCUCAACCAUGGCUCGAGUCCAAUGCCAGAGUCGAUUAAAGAAGCAUAUUUAAACAUCAGUGAUCUGAACAUAAUAGUUGUCGAUUGGGGAAAUGCAGCAAAUGUUAACUAUAUACUGGCCAGUUACAACGUUGCUAUGGUAGGACGACUAUUGACUGAAUUCCUCAACUUUCUUAUAUCGGAGGGAGUGUCAAUGGAUGAUGUGCAUCUAAUUGGGCACAGUUUAGGUGCGCACGUGGUGGGUAUAGCUGGAGCGUAUGUGAAGCAAGGACCGAUUGAUACGAUUACAGGUUUGGACCCCGCGCUCCCGCUGUUCACACUGGGUAAUAAAGACGCGCGUCUAGAUAAGCACGACGCGCGUCACGUGGAGGUGAUCCACACGUGCGGCGGCUAUCUUGGCUUUGCAUCGCCUCUCGGACAUAUCGACUUCUAUCCUAAUGGUGGCACUCGACAGCCUGGCUGCAGAUUCGAUUACAGAGGUCUAUGCGCACACAACAGAGCACACAUGUUCUUCUCUGAAUCAAUUAUAUCAUCUGUGCCGUUCACCGCCGUGCGCUGCAAGGACUACGACGAACUUUAUUACAACGGCUCCUGCCAGGGCACCGGCGAGACGCUCAUCAUGGGCGGCUUUGACAUACAUUACGGAAAAGACGGGAUAUAUUAUCUUAAGACCAAUGCAGAACAUCCUUUCGCUAUAGUUGACGAAAAUAGCUAAUAAAUAACCAAAAAAUAUAUUUUGUUAAUAGGUUAUAUGUCAAAUUAUUCAAACUUUCGUGAGACAUUAUAAUAAACUGAUAGAAAAACAUAUACGUGGGUGUUUAGCCGUUUUUAUAUUUAUUUAGGUUAUAUGUCAAUGAGCUUGUGUGUAGCAAAAAAAAAACGUUUGUAAGUAUUUAUUCCAAUGUACAUGCUAAAGUUAAUAUUUUAAUUCGUAAGUGUAAUUGUUUGCUCAACAAUAUUGUUAGUAAAUUAUUUCUUCAGAAGCCUUUAAAUGACAAACUUUCCAUUUUAUAAUUUUAAGAAAUAAGCUAUGUCUUCUUUACCUUCUUGGUUUACAUUAAGUUUUAAAAAUUAGUAAAAAUAUUAGUUAAUUCGUUUU